AGUUUACAUCCGGUUAGCAUGUUUCGUAAAGUUGUGAAAUUUCGAGUUGUUUAUCAACAUUUUCUAGCCUAAAGAAGUACUCGACGAGCAGAACGUGUUCAUAUAUUGCGUCUCCUUCAUCGAGGGCUUAGAAUAUUGAACAACAAAAUAGUAGUGCAGUCAGUGAUUGGGAUCAGGAAAAUGGAGGUUUCCACAAAUCUACCAGUUGAAGGACAGUUUGAUGAUGCUGAUGAUGAAUCUGAGUGUCAAAUAUCACAAAAUGUAUCUAAAACAAUAGGCAAAUUAUAUGAAUUACAAGUGAAAGAACAAAAAGUAGUUGAGGAAAAACAGGACCCUUGCAUAGAGGAUGAACGAGGAUGGAGCAGUGAGGAAAUUGAGGAAGACAUCCUCGAUGACUGGGAGGAAAAUACUAGGGAUUUCACCAAAAGAUACAAUGCAACUGUUGGCAACUCAGCACAGCCGAAUCAGCAGACAAAAACACCUCAGUUUCAGCCAAGUGAGAAGUCACUGAAAAAGUUUGCCAAUAAAAUCAGUGUUGAUCGUUAUGAAGGUCCAAAGUUGAAGGGAAGUGCUGUAAGUUCCCUGCUACAAAGUGAUAAACAGAGCAACUCUGAGAGGUUCAGGGGGAAAGAUAAGGCUGACAGGGCAACAGUUGAGCAGGUGAUGGAUCCACGUACCAGGAUGAUCCUCUUCAAAAUGCUCAAUAGAGGUCUCAUAACGCAGGUGAAUGGCUGCAUCAGCACUGGCAAAGAGGCUAACGUGUACCAUGCAACUGCUAAAGAUGGCAUUGAUAAAGCAAUUAAGGUGUACAAGACGUCCAUCAUGGUGUUCAAGGACAGAGAUAAGUACGUGACUGGAGAGUUCAGGUUCAGACAUGGUUACUGUAAACACAACCCAAGGAAGAUGGUUCGCACUUGGGCUGAGAAAGAGAUGAGGAAUCUAACAAGAAUCUACCAAGCAGGUAUCCCCUGUCCAGAGCCAGUUAUGCUACGCAGUCAUGUCCUUGUGAUGGACUUCCUGGGCAACAAGGGCUGGCCUGCUCCUAAGUUAAAAGAUGCAGAACUCAGUGAUUCUAAAGCCAGAGAACUAUAUCUGCAGUGUAUUCACAUGGUGCGGAAUCUUUUCCAUGUCAGUAAACUAGUCCAUGCAGAUCUUAGUGAGUUCAACAUGCUAUACCAUGAAGGCCAGGCUUACAUCAUAGAUGUGUCCCAGUCUGUGGAACAUGACCACCCACAUGCUCUGGAGUUCUUACGUAAAGACUGUACUAAUAUAACAGAUUUCUUCCGCAAGAAGGGUGUGUGUACAAUGACUAUGAAAGAAAUGUUUGAUUUUGUUACUGAUACAACAGUAACUGGGGAGAACAUAGAUGCGUAUCUAGAGAAGAUGAUGGAAGUGUCUGCAAAUAGAUCUACAGAUGAUGUCACUUCACUGGAAGCUGUAGAUGAAGAGGUGUUUAAGAAAGUAUUUAUCCCUCGCACGCUGGAUGAGGUGGUUCACUUUGAGAAAGAUGUCAUGAAGAUGCAGCAAGGAGAUGGAGAAGAG
Molecule: messenger RNA, 1542 nt
Organism: Owenia fusiformis
Lineage: Eukaryota; Metazoa; Annelida; Polychaeta; Sabellida; Oweniidae
Source: the annotation of a GenBank genome assembly